Varroa destructor (honeybee mite) is the source of this 3570-nucleotide messenger RNA. RefSeq names its product Exocyst complex component Sec6 (gene Sec6). Gene Ontology annotation, molecular function: SNARE binding. The record is from RefSeq and is a predicted model, not a curated record. Gene Ontology annotation, biological process: exocytosis; exocyst localization. NCBI's taxonomy places the organism in Eukaryota, Metazoa, Arthropoda, Arachnida, Mesostigmata, Varroidae. Gene Ontology annotation, cellular component: exocyst.
UCACAACAGACGAAAUGUCUGGUCGCCAUCGAAGGUACUAGGCGGUGUUAGUUGAACUCAAUGAUCUGGUAACGAAACAUUUGAGGCGAUCGUUUGCUCUGUAUCGAGUCGAUCUCAAAAACAAAGAUUGCAGUAUAUACGCAGGAAGCUCUCAGCAGAGUGCUGCAUCAGACUGCUAUAGACGCGCUAGUACUGUCCAUUUAGCAAGGAAACUGUGGCAUUGCAAUAUAGACAGAGCUAGAUUUGGUCGCUUAUUUCACAAUGAUCUUCGAUAUAAUGAAGCAGCAAGAAGAGGCUAAGGCUGCGGCCCUGAAACACGUAGUUACGAUGCUCCAAAUACCUGAUCAACUUGACAAAGUAGAGCAGCACCGAAAACGAGUUCAGCGUAAAAAAGCGUCCGUAGAAGCGAUGCUCAAGACAGCGGUCCAAUCACAGUUGGAGGGGGUACGAACAGGCAUUCUGCUACUGGCAGCUGCCAGAGAUGAUGUAAACGAUAUACAGAAAAAGCUCGAUGAAGCCGAUACUAUUUACCAAGACCUCUCCAAACUGGCCGUCCAAUUACAGGACGUUCGCGAAGAGAGUUUUCGGCAUUCACAAACAGGUACCCUAAUGGAACAUCUGAAACACAUCUUCAAUGUUCCUGGAUCUAUAACUCGAACCCAGGAUCUAAUUCAGGAUGGCAACUUACUUCUCGCCCAUAAAGCGUUGUCGGAUCUCGAAUGUUCUCGUGAUGAGCUUCUUUACGAACUGCAUAAACAGGCUAAUAAUCAGGCCAGCGACCGAGCGAUGCUCAAGCAGUAUUUCGCGGAUGUGGAAAGGCUCAGUGACGAGUUAGCAAAACAGUUGUGGUUAAUUCUAAAGCGCACGCUUAAUACAGUGCGUAAAGAACCGCAGGUGAUCGUGACCGCCCUACGACUUAUCAUGCGUGAGGAAUGGGCUGAUGAAGCUGCGCUGAAGCGCCAACAAUCUACAGGAUUCUUGCCGCCAGGACGACCUAAAUUGUGGCGGAAGAAGGCAAUCGAAACGUUGGAACAAAGUGUUGCUGAAAGGCUAGAAGGGAAUCAGAUUGAAGUGCGCAGCGAAAACAACAUGUGGCUGGUGCGCCAUCUUGAGGUAACUCGUCAGCUCAUCAUCGAAGAUUUGAAGACGGUAAAGCACCACUGCACGCCAUGUUUCCCUCCGUGUUUCGAUAUCUUCAAUGAAUGGGUCCGAAUGACGCACAACUGUCUGUCACAACGUCUACAGACAAUAAUAUCGCAGGGCCUAGUGGACAGUGAAUACAUUCAUGUGCUGCAAUGGCUUAAUACCUACAACUCGAGAGAACUUAUGGGCCACCCGGAUCUUCACGUGGACGUAUCUCGCUAUGAGGCGCUUCUUCCAGACUCAACCAUUGAACGCCUAAUGGAGCGUUAUUUGGCUGGGUUGAGAACAAAGUUUGAGGAGUGGCUUCGCAAUGCUUUGUCUACCGAUCAUAAGGACUGGCAAAAGAAUGAAAUGCCCGAGCAGGACUCUAACGGAUACUAUCGCACAGAAACUCCAAUGUUAAUAUACCAGAUGAUCACUCAGCAUGUUGAAGUGGCGCGAACCGUGUCACUGGACUUGGUUUCUCGAGUCCUAAGACUUGCAAUGAACCGGAUGGAUUAUUUUCUCAGUCAGUAUAAUCAGCUUGUAACAGACUACAAAACAAAGAACUUUGAAGACCGUGUUGCAGGCAAUCUUCUCGGCCACUUCACUUCUAUAGCUGUACCGAUCACGCUCAACGACCGGGCGCUGUUAUACAGAGAGCGGUCCCUCUUUCAGUCUUACACUGCGUACAUGAUCGCCAUCGCCAAUAAUGCAGUUAACAUGGAAACGCUACUGACGAAGUUGAGUGACGGUGAGCCGCUAGGAAUGGGUCUGGCGGACAAGUUGCGCGAGCUAAAGGAUAACUCUCUCGACUAUCUAUGCGAAGAAGUGCUCACUGAUAUAAAGGUUCUUAUGCCGGAUAUUAUGACACGUAAAUGGCUCACAAGGGAAGCGCAAACAAUAGAAACGGUAACGGUAACGUUGGCGGAUUAUGGAGGCGACUAUACGGCGUUAAUUGAAUAUCAUACACUUAUCGGCAAGAUAGAAAAAGAGGUCGCCGCAAGUUAUGUAAAGGCAAUUUGCGAAAAGAGAAUGUCAUUCCGAAACUAUGAAGAACGAAGAGCUGCUGCAGAGCUGAUUCUGAGUGAUACCGAAAAGCUUAAAAAACAGUUUGCAGAUUUAUAUAAAAAAAAGCCCUUAGGGGAAGAAAAGGAAGAGGAGUCAAAAUUGGACGUUUUGAAGCUUAUGGCUGAAGUUCUCAAGAUGAAGGACAGCUCACUCCUAUCACUAGAAAUGAACGGAUUGGUUAAGAAAUUCCCCGAAGUAUCUGCUGAUGAACUGCUGUCUCUGUUGGACCUACGUGGUGACAUUUCGAGAGUCGAUGCUCGCCAGCUUAUCAUCGACCUUAAGCCGGGUGCGGCAACAGACCGAAAUAUAUUUUCCAACCUUUUGCCUCUUUAAGCGUCAUGCAUAUGUAGCAUUGUUACAAAAAUCGGCCAAUUUUUCUAAUGGAAAGUGCUAGCUAAAACUAACCUACCUAAAAUUUGAUUGAUCCGAAUAUGCAAAUUUAUCCAAUUUGAUGGAAACAAGCUGUUUUUUUGAUAAAUAACCAUCGAGUUCGAACUGCGCGACAAGCGGCAAUUACUAAAACAGACCAAAAGGAGUUUAAACCCAUGGAUUUAGUUAUUACAAUUUUGUCAUUACUUCUGUCUUUAAGUAACUGUCUUUAAGUGCGACUUUGUAUUUCGGAAGCUUUCUUUAUAGGCUAGAGGACUGUACCAGAUCUGUCAGAAGAAAAACACGAAAGCGGUGAACGAAAGAGCUACCCCUUUUUAAUACGCUCUUCUCGUUCAGUUCAUGUACCGCGACAUUAAAACAAUUUUGCUAUGUGAAAGGCUUUACGCCAAAAGAAAUUACGUCACUUGUGGUAAUUUAAUAAUAUAUGAUGUAAUCCAUAACCGUAGUAGGUCAGGUAUUCUAAUGCUGAUGUCAAGUCUAAAUAAAAGCUUUCACUGAAGUUUAAUCACUUGCUUUUUAUUGGGUAAAAGCGGGGCACAUUGGGUGAACCUUUAUUCCAACUAUGUGUAAUACAAUGGUUGAUAUCUCCUAAACUAACGAAUGCUAAGUGAAUAUAUAUCUGUGUUUAUACGAUAUGACUUUAAUACUAUAAAUCAUAAUAGGCAACGCUGUUUGCGAGCCUACAUACGCUCGGAUCUGGUUUCAUCUGUAAAAACUUUUUAUUUCGUCACUGAUCGUCCUCGCUGUAAUCGACGCAACUACAGAUUGCCGUAGUAAAAUCAGUAUAAACAAUUGUUACUACUUGAAAGGAUGCAAGCACUAUAUAGAUUAAUUUCAACCGAACUUUUGUUAGCAUAGCUGGUAUCGCUGUUCAUGUUUCAGUAAUUUCGGGCUGAAUUGAUCUUUCCUUUAUCUAUCCAAAAAAAAGAGUAAUGUCUAUCUAAAAUCUAGGCUUUCGGCUCUGCUCUGAGACAUAACAUUAUCACG